Messenger RNA from Penicillium daleae, 1059 nucleotides. RefSeq lists its product as uncharacterized. The transcript is spliced from 2 exons. NCBI's taxonomy places the organism in Eukaryota, Fungi, Ascomycota, Eurotiomycetes, Eurotiales, Aspergillaceae. The record is from RefSeq and is a predicted model, not a curated record. Bases 1 to 1059 code for a protein of 352 amino acids.
AUGGCAUCCGUUAGCAGUCUUCUCAUACGCCGGAGCACUGAUUUAAUAGACGUUCGACUUCGAUACCGUGAUCAAUCUCAGGUGAUAGGAUUGCUAGGCACCCUACUCAUCAUUUUCACAGCCCUUGCGUUUGGGUUCGCCAUCUUUUGGGUUGACUACACCUGUAACCAUGUUAUUGGGACUCUGGCUGCCGUCGAAGACUCGCACCCUAAUAGCUAUGUUCGCCUCGACGGCGAAGAUUCUAACGAUUCCUGCGACCCAACUGAUCUCGAUAUCACGGCCCCGGCAACCACUAAGCCUAUCACCAGCGGGCUGCGCUCGGCCAUUAAGCACUUGCGCGCCCGUGGUGGUAUCUGGUCGUGCUUCCGUGGAUUUCGUAUGUAUCUGGCCUUCACGGUUGGCGGUACGGUCGUGAGCUUUCUAGUUCCAGCUACUAUCCGUAUUCCGAUCCACUUUUCUAUCCGUUUAUUGUUUGGACAGUUCGUUGCUAGCAUGCUCUUUGCCACCUGGCAGAUGGCUUGGGUGCAUCUUGUGAUCGCCGAUAAAUCCCCUCGGAGGUCCUACCGACGGAUGCUUGGCCUCCAACAUUGGUCUAGAAUUGCCCCUGCGGCAGCUUUGUACAAUAUCCUUGUGUGUGCGUCUUUUUCUCUGCCUUUAGCCGCCAGAAGCCUCGCCGGCUGGACCGUUAUGGGUGUCAUUGCCACUCGAGGAUUUAGCGAGCUUCUCAACUUUCUCAUUAGCAUUCUUCCGGCUAUCUUUUUCUUGUUGGUUUCCAUUCCCGCCAGGGCAAUAUAUCUCCGUGUGGCUGCCUCGAUGCUGCCCGAGGAGGAUGACCCUAUCGUGCCCUUCGACCGUCUUUUCGGUGGCAAGACAAACCCCGAUACGGUUGGUGGAGGCGGCAAGCUGGGGUUGAAAGAUGCUUGGAUCACGUUUGAACUGUCUGCUCGCUCUCGCUUCUUUAAAAUUAUCCUAAAGGCUCUGGCUAUUGAGGUUACACUGGGUGUGGUCGGGACCCUUCUGGUAAUGGGCGAGGUCUUUUUGGUGACCUCUAUUAGAUAG